AUGGGGAAUUUUGCUGUAGCUCAAGAUUUUCAGGGAAACGAGAAAGUUUUUAAAGAUUACGCAGCUCUCCAAGAAUUUUGUGCUUGGUUGUUCUCACCAGUCCACAAACAAUAUACAGCAAUCGCCCAUAAUAUGAAGGGGUUCGACGGUCAAUUCAUUACAGCAUGGCUUUUAGAGCAAGGCACUACUCCUGACGUUAUUCCUUGUGGCUCAAAAGUCAUGAGCAUCACUCAUCCGAAUUUGCGAAUCACAAUUAUUGAUUCAUAUAAUUUUUUACCGAUGGCCUUAGCAAAAUUACCCUCUUGUUUUGCGAUUCCUGAGAUUAAGAAAGGUUUUUCCCCCCACUUAUUCAACACGGUGGAAAACCAAAACUAUGUAGGACCACUGCCCGACCGAUCUUUUUGUUGCCCAGACACAAUGUCUGUCAAUAAUCGAACUGAAUUUUUAAAGUGUUCCGAUGUAGACAUAUUAAGAAGAUGUUGCAAUGUAUUCCGAUCGGAGAUGAUACAAAUUUCAGGGGUCGAUCCUUUUCGUUAUAUUACAAUUGCUUCGUCAUGCAUGGCUGUCUAUAGAAGCAAACACGUUGUGGAAGGGCCUAUUGCCAUGGUUCCCGUGAAUGGAUAUAUCAAUACAACCAAUUUCAGUGCAGACACUGUUAGAUGGUUGGAUUUUGUAGCUCGUCAGGAGCACAUCCAAAUUCAACAUGCUCUUACAGGAUGUGGAGAAGUCAAAAUCAAUCAUGUCAGUGUUGAUGGGUUCUGUAGUGAUACAAAUACAAUUUAUCAAUACCUUGGAUGCUUCUACCAUGGGUGUCUAGAGUGUUAUGAAGGAGAUGCUGUGCACCCUUUAAAGAAAAUAACGAUGCCAGCCCUAAGAAAAAAUACAAGAGAGUUGACCGAAAAGUUGUGCUCUUCAGGCUACAGAGUUAUUGAGAUGUGGGAGCAUCAGUUUCAAAAAAUGAAGAAGGAUUGUUCAGAGCUGAACGAAUUCAUUAAGAAUCAUGAUGUGCAAGAUAGACUGAAACCCAGAGAUUCCUUCUUUGGCGGUAGGACUAAUGCCAUACGACUGUACUACGAAGGUGAAGCAAAAUAUGUCGACUUCACCUCGCUAUACCCAUGGGUAAACAAAUAUUGUGACUACCCAGUUGGUCAUCCGGAAAUCAUAACAUGGGAUUUUCAGGAUGUAAAUAAUUACUUUGGGUUAAUAAAAUGCAAAGUCUUACCACCAAGAGGACUGUACUUACUUGUUCUGCCAUACAGAUCUAAUCAGAAACUGAUGUUCCCGCUAUGUAGAAAGUGCACUGACAAUCUGGCUCAAACAGUCUACCAGCACACAGAUGAAGAACGCUCAUUAAUUGGAACCUGGGAGAAAUCCAACCGUCUCUUCCGUUCAUAUAUCGAUCUCUUCCUGAAGUUCAAACAAGAGAGUAGUGGCUGGCCAGCAAAUUGUGUGAGUCCAGAAGAUAAACUACAAUACAUUCAAGAUUAUAAAAACAGAGAAGGAAUAGAUUUGGACCCAACAAGAAUUGAAAAAAAUCCCGGUCGACGGGCAGUGUCCAAAGCAUUUCUUAACAAUUUUUGGGGAAGAAGGGCAAUGAACCUCUGCAAACCCCAUUUAACAUACGUAAAUGAUCUACCCAAAUUUAUUAAGAUGCUGGCUGAUUCUACGAAAAAGGUUAAAGAUAUAUAUUUUCCAAGUUCCGAAGUUGCUGCAAUACAGUGGGAAGCUGUGAAGGAAUUUAUCGACCAAGACACAACAACAAACGUAUUUAUAGCGUCUUUUACAACAGCAUGGGCCAGAUUAAAACUCUAUGAAGAGAUGAAUAAACUUGGUGAUUCCGUCCUAUACCACGACACGGAUUCCAUUAUUUAUGCAAGCUCAGGAGAUAAUGACCCACCUUUUGGAAACUUCUUGGGCGAAUUCACAGAUGAGCUUGACGGCGAUGUGAUUACAUCAUUUGUUUCUGGCGGAGCAAGAAACUACGCUUAUAGAACAGCGUCGGGCAAAACAUGCUGUGAAGUUAGAGGUUUCUCUUUGAAUUUUAGAAACUCUGAAAUCCUGAAUUUCGAUUCAGUUAAACAUCUUGUGCGCUCUUUAGACAGAGAAACCACAAUACCUCUCUGCAAUACUUCAAAAAUUGUCCGCCGGCCAAAGAAGAGGAAGGUUGUGAACAUGACGGAAACAAAGAAGUAUCGUAUGAUUUACGACAAGAGGAUUAUUAACGAGGCUGAUUACACAACUCUCCCUUAUGCAUUUGAAAGGAUCAAAAUGUCUAGUGGAUGCGACCCACUCAAAAAAAAAAAAAAAGCGUNUCAAAAAAAAAAAGCGUGCCUAGUGGCGACGCCCACUUAA
Messenger RNA from Parasteatoda tepidariorum (common house spider), 2352 nucleotides. Lineage: Eukaryota; Metazoa; Arthropoda; Arachnida; Araneae; Theridiidae. The record is from RefSeq and is a predicted model, not a curated record.